UUGAUUUUCAAGAUGUUGAAUAAAUCGGUUAUAAUUAUUUUUCUGGUUGUUGUAUUGUGCAAUAAAAUCUACGCACAAUCAUGUGAAGAUCGUCAAUUAGGACCUCCGCAAAAUUUUGUAUCUCACAUUGAUCAGGUUCUGUUUCUCUCUUGGCUGCCUCCAUCGGGAUUUGGAAAUUGUGCAGUUACUUAUUCCAUUCAUAUUCAAAACAGGAACACUUGGCAGUAUUUAACACCCGUUGUACAUUUAAGUGGUCUGAACUUCAUUUUUGAUUAUGCUAGAUACAAUCUAACAUGUGUUCAAGCGGCAAUUGACAUAUUCGCUCAUUAUAAUGGCCAAACAUCAGAUAGGAUCCCGUUUAUUUCUACCUUUUUAGAACCGCUGGUUGAACAAGGUCCUCCAACUUCUAUAUAUUUUAACCGUACAGAAACAUCUUUAGGGAUUUAUUGGUCAUUUCCGGAAGGUUUCGAAAACUGUGCCAGUUUCUUCCAUUAUUUCCUAACUAUUUCUUUGAGAGGGACAAACCAAUUCAUGAUUCAACAGCACUUGACAUCAGUUCGUAACAGCUUCUAUUUCCCGUAUCCAAAUGGGCACCCACUUUAUUGUCAAGAAGUAGAUGUUGAACUUGCCGCUACUUUUAGAGGAACAACAUCUAUUAUUGGAAAUACUAUACUUGGUCCACCACGACUUUGCUAA
This is a messenger RNA of Onthophagus taurus, 696 nucleotides long. Lineage: Eukaryota; Metazoa; Arthropoda; Insecta; Coleoptera; Scarabaeidae. The record is from RefSeq and is a predicted model, not a curated record.